Molecule: messenger RNA, 687 nt
Organism: Macadamia integrifolia
Lineage: Eukaryota; Viridiplantae; Streptophyta; Magnoliopsida; Proteales; Proteaceae
Exons: 1
Coding region: 1-687 (228 amino acids)
Source: RefSeq, a predicted model, not a curated record
AUGGUGGAUAGUUUGGCUACAGGAUACCCUACGAGGUCACACUUCAAUAAGUCGCAACCAGAGAAAGGAGACGAGGAAGGAGCUGGAGAACAUUCAGGUCAUGUUAUUUUUCAAGAGAUUUUUCACUACAUCAAACAUACUAAAGGAAGAACUAGUUUUGUGGCCAUCAAGUUAGACAUGGCUAAGGCCUAUGAUGGAUUAGAAUGGAGUUUCUUACGAGCCCUUUUUGACUAUCUUGGCUUUGGAAAAAAUUGGGGAGACUUCAAUAACUAUCUUAUUAGCUCAUCCUCUUUUUAUACUAAACUCUAUGGCUCUACAUUUGAUUUCUUUGAGCCUUCUAGAGGAAUUAGACAAGGAUGCUCACCUAGCCAUUUCCUUUUCAUUGUUGCUAUGGAAGCUUUAUGGAGACUGCUCACCACUUAUGGAGACCUUAAUUUGUUUAAGGGGAUCAAGGUUGCCCGAAGGGCACCUGAAACCUCUCACUUGUUCUUUGUUGAUGAUACCUUCUUAUUUUAUCGAACUACCCUUGAGGAUAUUUCCACUAUUAAAUGCAGCCUGGAUUUAUUCUCUGAUCUUUCUGGCCUUGCCUUAGUUAUGAUAAAAGUGGUUUAUCUUUCAGUUCUAAUGUUGAUGCCAUUACCAAAGCUUCUCUAUGCUAUCUUGGGUAUUAGUGAAAUGAAGAUGUAG